This is a messenger RNA of Sebastes umbrosus (honeycomb rockfish), 1339 nucleotides long. RefSeq names its product SPARC-like protein 1. Gene Ontology annotation, biological process: anatomical structure development. The transcript is spliced from 9 exons. Lineage: Eukaryota; Metazoa; Chordata; Actinopteri; Perciformes; Sebastidae. The record is from RefSeq and is a predicted model, not a curated record. Gene Ontology annotation, molecular function: collagen binding; extracellular matrix binding; calcium ion binding. The coding region runs from base 315 to 1100 and encodes 261 amino acids.
CUUGUGCACUUUCUCAACUCCAGUCAACAAGGAGCUAAUGUGAAGGGAAGAAAGUCAGACAGAGCAGAGAGGAGGGGUUAGAUGAGGCAAGAAUGUUAAAAUAGAUGGAUCAAAUGAACAGAAAACGUAAAGACUGCUGAAGAGGAAUGUAAAAAAGAAUACACCCUCACAGGAGCCGGUGAGACGGAGAGACACAGGUAUCAGGCAACAAGGAAAAGAAGGAGAACACGAACAAGGGAAUAACAACAGAAGAAAGACAGAGGCCCAGGAACAUUUGUCAUUUCCCCUCUUGUAGCCCACUGGAUGUUUCAGCCAUGAACCUGAGCUUGACCUUUGCCCUGUUUCUUCUCCUGAGUCUUCACACUUGUACAACCACGGGAGGCAAAGCCCAGCGCAGACAGAGACAAGCUGAGGAGAGACUGAGACCGUAUAUUGGCAGAGUAGAGCCAGAAAAGCUUUGUGAGCUGCUGAAAUGCCACAGUCCAGUUGGAUCUUGGUGCCAGGUAGUUCGGGAAAAUGGAGUCCUCGUCCCCAAGUGUGUGUGUCCUCAGUUCUGUCCAAGGCAGAGGGCACCAGUGUGCAGUGUUCUGGGAAAGACCUAUGGGAAUGAGUGUUUGCUGCAUAAAGAAGCCUGCAGAAAAAGACGCCGCACAGGGCUGGCUCACACAGGACCUUGUCUGGUCCCCAAGGCUGAAUGCACCGAGGAGGAGUUAAGCCAGUUUCCAUAUCGUCUCCUGGACUGGUUUCUGCUCCUGAGUCGUAUGGGGGAGUCCUAUGCACCUGCUGCUCCGCCCCAGAGCUGCCUCAGCCACACCCAGAGGACACAACUAGCACAGAAAAGAUUUACCAUCCUGGACAAGAACAACGAUGGCAAGUUGAGCCGCAGGGACCUGAGGAAGCUGCGUUACAAGAGGAUGCCACUGGAGCACUGUGCUACACCUUUCUUUCAGUCAUGUGACCGUAACAGGAACAGGAAGGUGACCCUGCGAGAGUGGACGACCUGUCUGGUGGAUCACUCCGAGGCCUGGUUCUACCAUUUCAUGUCAAUGAGAAUGGGCUCCCGUCAGCUGUGUCCAACAAUCAAAGAGAACCACCUUUGACAUGAAAAACGGCUAUGAUCUCUUUCCCGCAUGUCUUUUGUACUGUAAAGAACUCGCUGAAGACAAAGUCACCACAGUUACCUGAUUUAAAAGCUACAGGAUGGCAUCUCUACCACACUGCUCACGCAUCUGUUUCACAUUGCAGCUCGUAACACAGUGAUUUAUAACCUCAUCAAAUGUGAACGUCUGCUGGUUGUCUGUGCAUUCAUGUGAGUAAAUAAAUGUCUGGACGGACUGAC